AUGCGCAAAAAUAAAAUAAAAAUGCACGGAAGUGUUAAAGACACGAAUUCUGUGAGUAGAGGCGUUGCUAAAUUCACCAKCAGAUUGUCAGAACGGAACUGUAUAGAAAUUGUCACAAAACUGAUUGCAGAAAAGCAGCUGGAAGUAGUGCACACUCUUGAUGGCAAGGAGUAUGUCACUCCAGCACAGAUCACYAAGGAGAUCCACGAUGAGCUUCAAGUUUGUGGUGGUCGAGUUAACAUUGUCGACUUACAACAGGUAAUAAAUGUGGACCUUCUACACAUUGAAAACAGAGCUAAUGACAUUGUUAAAUCUGAGAAAGGUAUUCAGCUUGUACUGGGACAGCUUAUAAAUGAGAGUUACCUGGAUCACUUAGCAGAAGAAGUAAAUGAUAAACUACAGGAAACGGGUCAGGUGACAAUAUCRGAGCUCUGCAAGGCAUACGACCUUCCAGGAGACUUCCUGAUACAGGCAUUAUCCAGGCGUUUGGGCAAAAUUAUUCAUGGACAGCUAGACCAGGAAAACCGUGGGGUGAUUUUUACCGAAGCCUUUGUGUCCCGCCAUCGAGCACGCAUUCGUGGACUCUUCACUGCAAUUACUCGGCCUACAUCUGUAAGUAACUUGAUCACUCGGUAUGGAUUUCAAGAACAUUUACUUUACUCUUUGCUAGAAGAACUUGUUAACGCUGGUCGUCUAAAAGGCACCGUGGUUGGUGGGAGACAGGAUAAGGCUGUAUUUAUUCCAGACAUCUAUUCCAGAACACAGAACAACUGGGUGGAUUCCUUUUUCAAGCAAAAUGGUUAUUUAGAAUUUGAUGCAUUGUCCAGACUUGGCAUUCCUGACCCAGCAGGCUACAUUAAAAAAAGGUACAAGUCUACACAACUCUUAUUUCUGAGAGCAGCUUGUGUUGGUCAAGAAAUCGUGGCUCAAGUUGAAGCCUCUGUAGAGGAAGCCAUCAGCUCUGGAACCUGGAUAGAUGUAGCAACUCUUCUGCCCAGCUCGUUGUCAAUAGAGGAUGUUGGGAUUUUGCUUCAGCAAGUGAUGAGGUCUUUAAACAAAAGCUCUUCGGGUUUAGUCUUCAAUGACACCAUUGCAGUCAGUGAGAAAUUUCUAAGCAGCUGUGCUGACCUCUUUUCUGAUCUGAUGCAACAGAAAGCUGAAAAGGAAAUUAAAAACAACCCUGUUAAUUUAAUCACUGAAGAAGAUUUAAAACAGGCUUCUUGUUUAGAGAACUCAUAUGCUAAUAAAAAAGACAAAAAGGAUGAAAGAAGAAAGAAAGCAACAGAGGGCAGUGGAAGCGUGAGAGGAGGAGGCGGUGGGAAUGCCAGAGAGAUAAAGGUUAAAAAAGCUAAGAAGAAAGGAAGAAAGGAUGCUGACAGCGACGAAGAGUCACAAGGGUCUGCCACAGGUAGGAAUAAGAAGCCGGAGUUCCCUUUCAUGUCACAAGAGGAAAUUGAGGAUGUUUUAAAGACCCGCAUGCAUGAUUGUCCUGAAGAGCUUAUUACAGAAAUUGCUGAACAUCUAAGAAGACCUUUAACAAAAACUUAUCAGGAAGUUGUGCGUUCUGUUUUUACGUCUUCAACAUCUUCCUCUGGAGCAAACAGAAGACAGGCUAUGAAGGACUUGCAGGAGGAAUUCUCAAACUUGUACAACAACAUUCGGUUAUUUGAAAAGGGAACAAAGCAUUUCACAGAUGAUACUCAGACUAACCUUGCCAAACACCUGUUGAAGACUCUGUGUACAGACAUUACAAAUCUGGUUUUCAACUUCUUGGCAUCCGAGUCAAUGAUGACAACAGAAAAUUACUCUACAAUCACAAGUGAGGGCAGAAUCAAGAUUUUAGGUAAACUGCCAGAAGAUACCAAAGGUCCUUUAACUAAACUCCAUACUUCUCUGAAUGGCAAGAGUAUAGAAGAUUUUCUUUCGUGCCUUGAUUCUGCAGUGGAUAUUUGUGGUAUUAUGGUGAAAAAAGGAGACAAAAAGAAGGAAAGGCAAGUCCUGUUUCAGCAUAGACAAGCUCUUAUUGAACAGCUCAAAGUCACAGAAGAUCCAGCUCUUGUUCUGCACCUGACAUCAGUACUGUUAUUUCAGUUUGCAACUCAUUGCAUGCUUCAUGCACCAGGAAGAUCAGUACCACAGAUCAUUAAUUUCCUAAGUGGCAAGAUCCCAGAGGAUCAGCAAUCUCUGUUAGUCAAAUACCACGGAUUAGUGGUGAAACAGUUGACCAGCCAGACUAAGAAAACUGAACACGGAGACAGUGACACAAAAGAUAACAUGGAAGAGGAGGAAGGAGCAGAAAGCAUUCGAAAAGAGCUCCAGGAAAUCACUACCUCUAUCAAAGAUCUUGUUCUAAGACCUAGGAAGUUUUCUGUAACAGAGGAAUAAAACUGUUAUUCAGCUUAUCCACCUCCA
This is a messenger RNA of Malurus melanocephalus (red-backed fairy wren), 2412 nucleotides long. It is a transcript of the gene UFL1, whose product is annotated as UFM1 specific ligase 1. Gene Ontology annotation, cellular component: endoplasmic reticulum membrane. The record is from RefSeq and is a predicted model, not a curated record. Bases 1 to 2385 code for a protein of 794 amino acids. Gene Ontology annotation, molecular function: UFM1 ligase activity. Gene Ontology annotation, biological process: regulation of proteasomal ubiquitin-dependent protein catabolic process; response to endoplasmic reticulum stress; protein K69-linked ufmylation. The transcript has 19 exons. NCBI's taxonomy places the organism in Eukaryota, Metazoa, Chordata, Aves, Passeriformes, Maluridae.